AUGUACGGUGAUUUAGGUAGUAAGCUUGUACUAGAAGCCAAAAGAGCUCAACAAUUGAAUAGAAGCUCGGGAGCAGAACAAUUGCCCAUGUUUCAGGAUGAACUCAUAAGAAAUAUCAUCAAAGAAGUCGGCCAACUGUCAAAGUCUGCCGAAUAUUUGACCGCUCAACAGGAAGAAACGGGUUUCCAGGACAAAGUGGCACGCUGCCAGUAUUUUGUGACACUUCUCUGCAUCGAGAGGAAUAAGCGAUGUCUCCUAGCAUACCAAAAGUUGCGCAGCGAUGCCCUGGACACUUUUACCUGGAAUAGAAACGGGAUUGACCCGAUAUCGUCUCUCAAUGCAGCUCAUCAGGGGAGUGCAAACUUGUCUCAUCACGAACAGGAAUAUCUAAAGGAAUACGCUCAAUUGGUCACGGAUAUGAAGAGCGGGGAUUACACAGACAUCGAUCUUUCGGGCAGUCUGACACCUCCUAGCGAUGUGUUCAUCGAUGUACGGGUCCUUAAAGACGCGGGGGAGAUCCAGACUGAGUAUGGCGUAUUCAAUUUGAUCAAGGAUUCGCAGUUUUUCGUUAGACAGGCAGAUGUCGAAAGAUUAAUCCAGCAAGGCUACCUACAGAAACUUUAA
Molecule: messenger RNA, 624 nt
Organism: Lachancea dasiensis
Lineage: Eukaryota; Fungi; Ascomycota; Saccharomycetes; Saccharomycetales; Saccharomycetaceae
Source: the annotation of a GenBank genome assembly